Molecule: messenger RNA, 8925 nt
Organism: Brienomyrus brachyistius
Lineage: Eukaryota; Metazoa; Chordata; Actinopteri; Osteoglossiformes; Mormyridae
Product: misshapen-like kinase 1
Biological process (GO): protein phosphorylation
Molecular function (GO): protein kinase activity; ATP binding
Source: RefSeq, a predicted model, not a curated record
ACCCGAUCCAGGAAGACGUGAUAGGAAAAGAGUGGAGAGAGAGAGAGAAGGAGAGAGAGAGGGGCGAAAAGAGAAAUGUGCUGAAGGGAAGGCAGUGCAUGCCUUCCUGCGGACGAUAAACGUCAUUACUGGGCAGCAUAGGGACGGACUGUGCCGAGAACAUGUCGGUAAAACAAAUGUAUUAAGUCAGUCUUGUCUAUUAAACCAGGAUCAAGGGUUUAGGUGUCGUCGCUCGUUUCUUUUCUUUUCUUUUUUUUUUACAUUUUCUCCAUUUUUAUUUCUUGCCCGAUAGUGCAUUAGUGAAAUAUACAGGGACGGCAAUGUUCUGCUGUUCGCCGUUCCGCGGGAUCUAGUGCAUAAAGCCGUGUGUUUUUUGCACGGUAACCAAACAUAAACGGCAAAGUUUGCUGCCGGGUACAUUAAACAUAAUGUAAUGUGAUUUGCAGGGAAACCUUGUACAAUUUUUGUGUACUUUGGCUCUGGGGCGGUUCAGUUUUUUUUGCGCUUAAUCGUCAGAUGCUUUCAUUGCAUCUCUUUUUGCAUGACUUUUUUUUAGGAUUAAAAUCAAAGCGAAAGAGUAAAGCUGGUGAAUUUUUCUCCUAAUAAGUUUGGGGGUAGUGGGGGUCCCUUUUUGGAGGAGGGUUUUCACACCGGCACGGGCACCGUUUCCUUGCCGGCUAGUCGACGUCUUAAACCCCGCAAAUAAGACACACGAACCACUAGAAAUGCGUGGAAAUUAAUAAGCAUAUAUAUGAAGACGUGUGAAAUCUUAUCCGGGCAUUGUCAUUGUUGAGCCACCGUUUCUGUUUUUUAUAUAUAUUUUUUUCUACUGAAUGUGUAUUUUUUUUUUCCUGGUCCGAUGGGUGUGAACCGGUUGGUGUGAGACAUACGCAGUGUGUAUGAGAUGAGCGCCGCAUGGCGAUCGCCGCUUCGUCCGUCUCUCACUUGCGUUACUUUUGGUUGCGAUGGUUUUGAUUUAGGUUUCAAAUCAUCUAACCUGAUCGAAGACGCCCCUGAAAACACGCCGGCCCCCAUUUAAGUGGGAUCUUCUUAUCCAUCCUGUAUUUGCGUCUUGUUUUUCCCCGACUUGCGUAGAUAGGUGCUGCUAUCAAUUUGUAACAUUGCUUUAAUUUAAUUGUAAAUAUUACGGAUUUUCGGGCCUGUUGUGCUGCCGGAGUCGGUCCGUUUCAGUAUAAUCUCUUUUUUACGUGGCUGGGUUGGGAAUAAACUUUGGGCAAGAAAAAUGUCCGAAAACCCUCCUACGAGAAGCCUGGAUGAGAUCGACCUGUCGGCGCUGAGGGAUCCUGCAGGGAUCUUCGAGCUGGUGGAAGUUGUGGGUAACGGCACGUAUGGACAGGUGUACAAGGGACGUCACGUGAAAACCGGCCAGCUGGCCGCCAUCAAGGUGAUGGACGUGACUGAAGAGGAGGAGGAGGAGAUCAAGGCGGAGAUCAACAUGCUGAAGAAGUACAGUCACCACCGCAACAUCGCCACCUACUACGGGGCCUUCGUCAAGAAGAGUCCCCCAGGCCAUGAUGACCAGCUCUGGGUUUCUGGUGAUGAGUUCUGCGGGGCCGGCUCAGUCACGGACCUGGUGAAGAACACCAAGGGGAACUCUCUGAAGGAGGACUGGAUCGCCUACAUCUGCAGGGAGAUCCUCAGGGGGCUGUCCCACCUCCACGCCCACAAGGUCAUCCACAGGGACAUUAAGGGCCAGAAUGUGCUGCUGACGGAGAACGCGGAGGUUAAGUUAGUGGACUUUGGGGUGAGCGCUCAGCUGGACAGGACUGUGGGCCGCAGGAACACCUUCAUCGGCACCCCCUACUGGAUGGCCCCGGAAGUCAUCGCCUGUGAUGAGAACCCUGACUCCACCUAUGACUUCAGGAGCGACAUCUGGUCUUUGGGGAUCACAGCCCUGGAGAUGGCAGAGGGAGCUCCACCGCUCUGUGACAUGCACCCAAUGAGGGCCCUCUUCCUCAUCCCCCGGAAUCCGCCUCCCAAACUCAAGUCCAAAAAAUGGUCAAAGAAGUUUAUCGACUUCAUGGAGGGCUGCUUAGUGAAGUCAUACCCCAACCGGCCGUCCACUGAGCAGCUGCUGAAGCACUCCUUCAUCCGCGACCAGCCCACCGAGCGGCAGGUGCGCAUCCAGCUGAAGGACCACAUCGACCGGACCCGCAAGAAGCGGGGCGAAAGGGAGGAGACAGAGUAUGAAUACAGCGGCAGUGAGGAUGAGGAGGAAAACCAUGGAGAUGAGAGGGAGUCCAGCUCCAUCCUGAACGUCCCCGGCGAGUCGACCCUGAGGCGGGACUUCCUGCGGCUGCAGCAGGAGAACAAGGAGCGCUCGGAGGCGCUGAAGCGGCAGCAGGCCCAGCUGGCCGCCCAGCGCCGCGACCCGGAGGAGCACAAGCGGCAGCUGCUGCACGACCGGCAGAAACGCAUCGAGGAGCAGAAGGAGCAGCGCCGCCGCCUGGAGGAGCAACAGAGAAAGGAGCGUGACAUGGUCAGGCAGCAGGAGAAGGGCGCCCCCCGCAGGCUGGAGGACCUGAGGCGGGAUGAGGACAGGAGGAUGGCUGAGAGGGAGCAGGAGUUCAUCAGGCAUAAGCUGGAGGAGGAGCAGAGGCAGCUGGAAGUGCUGCAGCAGCAGCUUCUACAGGAACAGGCUCUGCUCAUGGAGUACAAACGCAAGCAGCUGGAGGAGCAGCGGCAGUCGGAGCGGCUGCAGAGGCAGCUGAAGCAGGAGCACGCGUACCUGGUGUCGCUGCAGCAACAGCAGCAGCAGGACAGAAAGGUCCAGCUCUACCAUUAUAGCAAGAACCUGGAGCCCAACAACAAGCCCGCUUGGGCCCGAGAGGUGGAGGAGCGCAGUAAGAUGAACAGGCAGGGCUCCCCCAAGAUCUGCAGCACCGUGUCUGACACAGCCAUCCAGUCACGGUCUGACUCCAUCAGCCAGCCAGGGGUGGCGGCCAGACCCCCCCCCAUGCAGAGGCCUGUGGAGCUGCAGGGCCAGGGGAAGGCUCAGAUGGCCCACCUUGUUCCCCUGAAGCCCUACGGGGCCCCUGUCCCACGCUCCCAGUCCCUGUGUGACCAGCCCACUAAGAACAUGUCUGCCUUCCCCACCCAGGACCCCACCCCCUCCCCCAGCCCCCGCUCUGCCCCCCCAAGGGAGCUCGUGCGGCAGAACUCUGACCCCACGUCUGAGAGCCCCGCCCCCUACCCCCGGGCCGUGAGAGAUGACCGGGGGCCCUGGAUCUGCAUGCAGGAGCUGGAGCAGCCUCCCCAGGUGCCCCAGAGGACCACCUCCAUUGCUGCGGCUCUGAAUGCCAAUCUGCUGUCUGGCAUGAGGCACCCAGUAAGGGCCAGUAACCCGGACCUGAGCCGCAAUGACCGCUGGGAAAGGGGUGAUAGUAUGAGUGUCAUGUCCAACCUACCUCAGACUGGCUCUCUGGAGAGACACCGUAUCCCGGCCUCUGCAAAAAUGGACUCGUCCCCCAUCCUGCCGCAAGAUGGGCACCACAAGCCCGGCGAAUCCCGGACCUCAUCUCGACCCGGUCGACCCGCGAGUUACAAGAGAGCUAUAGGAGAGGAUCGCACCCCAUACGCCAAGGAACGUCCGGAGGAGGCUCCCCGGCCCCCAGCCAAGGCCAUGGACUACUCCUCCUCCUCAGACAGCAGCGAGAGCAGCGAGGAAAGCGAGAGUGGGGAGGCGCCAGAGGAGGAGAAGGAGAGCCCCUCGGACCGCAUUCGGGACCCCGACUCUGACUCUGUGAACACCAUGGUGGUUCACGACGUCGAUGGAGAAGAGGAGGGGCAGGCUGGGGGCUAUGGGGACCAGACCAUGCCAGCCCAGAGAACCCCAGAGAAGCGGAACCACAACGGCUAUACCAACCUGCCGGACGUGGUGCAGCCAUCGCAGUCCCCGACUGAGCCACAGCCCCCGGGGAGGGAAACCGCUUUCGAUUAUCAGGCCCGCGGUUUGGUGAAGGCCUCCGCCAAGUCCUCUUUCACCACCUUUGUGGACCUGGGGAUGUACCAGCCACAGGAGGGCGCCGGCGAGCCCAUCUCCAUGUCGGGCUUCGGCACCAGGUUCGAGCAGCUGAAGCUGGAGACACGCAAGGGCUCCGUGGUGAACGUCAACCCAGCCAACACCCGCCCCCACAGCGACACCCCCGAGAUCCGCAAGUACAAGAAGAGGUUCAACUCCGAGAUCCUGUGUGCUGCCCUCUGGGGUGUCAACCUCCUGGUGGGCACAGAGAACGGCCUGAAGCUGCUAGACCGCAGUGGUCAGGGGAAGGUCUACCCCCUCAUCAAUUCCCGUCGCUUCCAGCAGAUGGAUGUUCUGGAGGGCCUCAACCUGCUCAUCACCAUCUCAGGUAAGAAGAACAAGGUCCGCGUGUACUAUCUCUCCUGGCUGAGGAACAAGAUCCUCCAUAAUGACCCGGAGGUGGAGAAGAAGCAGGGGUGGACCACAGUGGGCGAGAUGGAGGGAUGCGUGCACUACAAAGUGGUGAAAUAUGAGAGGAUUAAGUUCCUGGUCAUCGCCCUGAAGAACGCUGUGGAGGUGUACGCUUGGGCUCCCAAGCCCUACCACAAGUUCAUGGCCUUCAAGUCCUUCUCUGACCUGCCACACAAACCCCAGCUAGUUGACCUGACAGUGGAGGAAGGUCAAAGGUUGAAGGUCAUCUACGGCUCCAGUGCUGGCUUCCAUGCUAUCGACGUUGACUCUGGAACCAACUAUGACAUAUAUAUCCCUGUGCAUAUCCAAAGCCUGGUGAUGCCACAUGCCAUCGUCUUCCUGUCUGGCUCGGAUGGCAUGGAGAUGCUGCUGUGUUACGAGGACGAGGGAGUCUAUGUGAACACCUACGGGCGCAUCGUGAAGGAUGUGGUGCUGCAGUGGGGCGAGAUGCCCACCUCAGUGGCAUACAUCUGCUCCAAUCAGAUCAUGGGCUGGGGAGAGAAGGCCAUCGAGAUCCGCUCCGUGGACACGGGUCACCUGGACGGGGUCUUCAUGCAUAAGAGAGCCCAGAGGUUGAAGUUCCUGUGCGAGAGGAAUGACAAGGUUUUCUUCGCCUCCGUACGAGGGGGGGGCAGCAGCCAGGUAUACUUCAUGACACUGAACAGGAACUGCAUCAUGAACUGGUGACGCGGCCGCUGAGAAGCACCUGCACGUCCGUCCGUCUGUCCAUCCAGCCACCUACACAUCCGUCUGUCCUGCGCAGCUGCGGGGAGAGGCAUUGACACAGCAUUCUUCUCCUGCUCCCUGCUCCCAUCCUGAUCGCUGCUCGUUGUCCUGUCCUCACGGCCACGGGUGGUAAAGCCUCUGUCGCCUUGGCGACAAAGGGAGGCUCCCCGUUAACGACGACUUCUGUACCCUGAAAUUUGUGUCCCUCCUAAUUUAAUUCUUUAACUGGCAGCUCCAGCACUGAGAGUGACCGGCCUGUUUUCCCUGUGUUCAAUCCUUCUAGAUCCUUCUUCAUCCGCUAAUGGUCUGAAAUUUGAUAUCUGGAGCGUUUUUAAUAACCCCUCCAAAGAUUCCCUCCACUCUCGUCAACGAUAGUCACCGUGUGUCACAGUUUCUUGAAAAUGUCGGAACACGUCCGGUUUUCAUUGGCCGACGGGCUGGCUUCUUCUCAUACGGCCGUUUGGGGUGAAAUGUGCAGCAAGGGCGCCCCCUGCUGUUGCUCACUGUCAUAACUUUAAAUAUCACACCGGUUGCCACGAACACCAUCAUUACGUCACCGAGACCCUUUGCUUCUUUUGUAUGGCCAUGAACAUUUGCACACUAAAUAAGCAAAAACAAUCAUUAUUGUUAGACUGCACUGCAGCUGAAGGAAUGAAGCCCUUGGACACGUGUUGCUGACAGUGUCUGUGUGUAUUUUUACCUUCGCGACUGUCUGUCUCAUGGGGCUUGAGCAUUCAGACGCCGCAGAAAACUCCCACCAUUCUUUCUUUGGUGGACGAGUGAAAUCUCUGUUCUGUCCACAAGUUCUGAGGUGUCGUUCUCACAUUGUGGGGAAUAUCAUGGGAACGUUGUGGGAAUGUUGUUUGAAUUUGGCAGAUCCUAGGGGAUGAGCUCACUCUAACAGCCCGGAAUACACUUUGGUCUGUAUAUAUGUAAACUAAAUUCUUUAUAGACUGUACUGAAGUUUAGUCAUCUGUCCAAAAAUAACUGACGUGACGGUAUAGUGGUAGGUCGUCUUCAUGCAGAUUUCUGCCCCUCAUCUGAAGUGUUGAGCCCCCGUCCUUCCAUCCGAUGUCUUGGUUAAAGUCCCUCACAUCAGCUUUGAAGGAAUGAGGCCACGUCAUUUUCUCAGGUUAGAAUUUAUCACAGAAAGGAUGUCGACCACAGCCCGUGGCCUUGUCAGAGACCAAUAUUUAGGGUUAGGGAAGAUUUGUGGAUUCAUAGUAUAGCAAUUGAAUGAGGUGUCCCUGCAUUUUAGUGUUUGAACAGCACAAUGUAGAUGGGGUGGGGGGGCGAGGGGGCUGGGGUGACAUUUGAAUGUCUAGGUGAAAUACUUGUCCAAACCCGAUAACGGUAACGUUUCAGUUUGCGUCCAUGGAGACGUCUGUGGCGACCGCUUUGUGUCGAGGCAAAUACCGCCCAUUCCCUGACGUCAUUCACACCGAUCUUGUUGGUCUGCAGCCUGCAUCACCAAUUAGAUAGAUAUUGAUUUGUACACUUUGGGACGAAAGCUUGAUAAAUGUUAAUCUGAAUAGUGGCCUGGGUGAGUACAUUGGUGCCUUGUAGAAAUUAUUGUUUGUUUUUAAGCAGUAUAACCUGUUUAAAAUACAUGUAGAUGCUUGUCUGUCUUCAUGCGUUUUGCACUUGUCCAAUGAGAAUAAAUCGGAUCUAGCGGUGGUACGCUUUGGGGGCCCAGGUACUGCACCGGGCUGAAACGUGCGAAACCGAACAAAGUGCCUUGAAGGAGACUGGGGGGCGGAGGGUGGUACUUCUGAUAUUAAAAUUGACCUCCCCCCCCCCAGAUAGGAGAGUAGCCGGAAGUCGUACCCCAGCAGCGGGUGAAUUGACUGGUAGGGUGGGGAAUUCUAAACUUCCCUAUGGGCUCAGAUCUGACCAGUUCUGGAACUAAAAGCCACAGUUUUAAAUAAGACCAUCAGUACAUCAACAUGCUUGUUUUAUUGCUAGUUCAUGUUGAUUUUGAUUUAAUACAAUGUGUGUGGACAGAUUUUUUUUUUUUCGGUAGUGGGUGCUAUUGCAUUUUUCAGCAUUGAGGUGUCAUUUGGCUUUAUCAUUUAAACCAUUUUUAAAAAAGUACUACAUUUUUUGCACUUUGUAUGUGGACCCAAUGAAGAGUGAAAUGUAUAUUAAGAAAUAAGGUACCUUACAAAGGAUGCAGGAAAGAAGUGAUUAGGAAGAGUGUGCCAACAUUUGAUAUAUUUUUACUAUUGAAACAUUCUAUUAAUCUAUUAUACAUAAUAUAUAUUGAAUUAUUUUAUGGAGAAUAUUGAUCGUAGGUAUGUGUAAAUUAUAUCAGAGGGGGAGUGUGUUUUGUUUGGCUUUAGUGGACGAAGUUUCUGUUCAGGGCGAAAUGGAAAUUUGCAGUAGUGAGGGUGUCCAUUCGGACUGCAAAACGACCCACAGAAAAAAGUAUGGCUUUGGUUCGUUAUGCUUCUGUGCUGGGGGCCGGGGGGUCAUAGGGAGUUUGGAAGGGGCGGGUGGGGGGGUAUCAAACCACAGUUGCUUUCCGGGGAUGAUGGUAUGAUGCUGUACCGCAGCAGAGAGAAUCUGUGUGUGACAUUUGCACUGAAUCGGAUGAUGGUUACGGGUUCCUUCCCCCAGGCCUGACCACACCCCCCCACACAUACCGUCACCAUGCAAGUGCUGAACUGAAAUGUUGCCCUUGCAACACAGCACAAAAUCGCAACACUGGUCCAAAACACAACCCACAUCUACUGUUUACACAUGUAGUUUAGGGUCCCACAAACGGUCAGUGUGCACAUUUUAUCUUAAUGUCAUUUCUCUGUUGCUCAGCUGUGAGAUAGGCUGGUGUUAGAUGUGUACAUUUCCCCAUUGCUGUUGGUUUAUUACACGUUAAACGGAUGCGUUUAGUUUACUGAUGACCAGGGUCCAGGUACCUUAUCUCAGCUGACGCUAAUUCCAUAUUUUGAUUUUUUAGUAAUAUAUACAGAUGUUAAUUGUACAAUUUUGUUUAGUUUUCCAUAAAUAUAUAAGUCUGACAGAAUUUAGACUGUGCUGUUUAUAAAAGUUGAUGUUAAUGUUCUCUAACAAAACUGCUGUUUAAAACACGUCUGACAAACUGUGUUAAUUCAAUUGCUAAGCUUGAUCUAAAUACAAUCUGUGAAUGGAUUUGUUUAUUUCUACUUUUUAUUGAUCUGUUGUGAAUGCUUGACGGUGAUGUUUUAUUUUGUGACAGGUGGAAAAACCUUUCAGAUAAGUUUUAUUUUAUUUUCGUUUUGUUUUUUUAAACAGCAGUCUCCAAACGACUGUGAGUUUCCAGGUCUCAAGACUGUGCUGAAAAAGAUUUGAGUUUAAAUUUCUUUAUGCAAAAACUAAUGUAAAACGAAAUAAAAACACUGGUAUCCGUUGACCGUGGUAGUGAUCGUCAUGAUUAACGCGAGCCAGUUUUUGUAGUAGUACAGAAGCAAUCUGUGACAUUAGGAUAUAUUAAUAUUUCACCUGUUGUAACUGAAUUGUAAAAAUGUGUUAAAUAUCUUUAAAAGGUGAUAUUAAAAUAAAUGUUAUACAUACACUCAAUAGUUUUCACAGCAAUUUAAAUGUAUUGUUUUCACUGAUGGUUUGUUGUAUUCUCACCCCAGACUAUGAAGACUUUGUAUAUUACAGCUGUUUACAAAAUUCAGUUUCCAUGUUAUUUACUUACCAUUGACCGCAAAUUACUGAGGAUGACAGUUGAGUCUCUGCAAUAAAAACAGCUCUUACACUGUAAA